Messenger RNA from Ambispora gerdemannii, 615 nucleotides. The record is from the annotation of a GenBank genome assembly. Lineage: Eukaryota; Fungi; Glomeromycota; Glomeromycetes; Archaeosporales; Ambisporaceae.
AUGGCUGUUGGACAGCUUUUUCAAUUAUUCACUUGUCAACAACCACGAUUUAUUGGACAAGGCAUCGACAAUUAUUACUGUUGGGAUGCUUUAGAGGUCCAACAAUCCCUACCGCACUGGCCAUUUAUCAUGCUCGAUCUACUAUUCGAACUAUUCUUCACUUCAAGACUCACGAAGUUUCUAAUCGAUGCAAACACGAAUACUACCUUACUUCCAGAAAACAUGAGAAAACCCAAUCAACGAACAGUAUUCACAGCCGUAAUAGUUUGGAACUUGCUACGACUUUUUAUCAGUAUCCCACUGAUCAUGCUUUCUGCAUACGAAGUCCCCUUAAGAACUAAUUACGUAAAAAACGCGACAACUUUUAUUGGCAUAUUCGCUUUAUUGAAUAUAGCUUUGACGAUCGUUAUGACUUUUGAUACGGAAACAGUGCGAUUUUUCGAGGGAAAUCCUUCGUCGUAUCAUAAUAAUAAUGUUGAUGAUGAUGAACAAUAUGAAGAGUUGGAGGAAAGAAGAGAUUUACUUACUAGUGAUAAUGGUGAAGUACUGGUGACGUCUUAUCCAACAAGUGAAAUCAGUAGUUUUGAUGAAGAGGAGAUUGGCAAUAAGGUCUAA